UGUUUGUCGCUGGCAACGGCUGGCAUUCUGCGCACGUCUGCAACCGCCCCUCGGCUUUCAAAUCGUUGCACUUGCGUCGAGCUAGUCGGUUGUCUGUCGAGCUAGUCGGUUUACUGCUAGUGCGAUCACACACAGUUGUGUACGUCCUCUGUAAGGUGGAAAGCACAAUAUGAAGGUGUUAGUGGCUGUUGUCGUUCUUCUAGUCGGUUUACAGCAUGUCUCUUACUGCUACCCUAACUUGGAGAACAUCGGCAACAGAACGCACUUGUUGCGUUUCUUCAAUUUCGUGCCUGGAGUGUUGGGUACCUAUGGAACCGAGUAUACUAUCGAGUCACUGACAGGGAAGCUGCCUCUCGAGUGGCAGAACGUGACCUCCAGGCGUUCUAACCUGCUAGAGAUAGCCAAGAAACUCAACUUGACCAAAUUAGUUGAAGCAGUAAUCAAAGUAGGGCUUGGAGGGCUGCUGAAUCACGAAGGUCCAUUCACUUUGUUUGGCCCCACCAACGAAGCAUUUGAAAAAGCACCUGGCUACUGCAGAUAUGUUCCACUGAAAGAGAUCAUCAAGUACCAUAUUGCACUUGGUUCACACAAGAAAAACGAAUUCAAGAACAACCUGCUGCUCACCAGUUUCCUACAGCAACGUCAACUGCGAAUUAACAUGUACCCGCAGACCAAUUCUGUCACGGCUGCUGGAAAAAACAUCACGAGCACCGACAACGUUGCCUCCAAUGGAGUUGUGCACGUGCUUUCAGAUGUGAUCUGCACACUGUACAAAGGAAGUGCAGCUUUUGAAUUGAGCCGCUGCAAGGCGUACUCAAUCCUCAACGAAUUGCUUAAGACAGCUGACCUCUACAAUGCAUUGGAUGGUGACGGACCAUUCACACUGUUUGCUCCAGUGGAUAAGGCAUUUGCAAAACUGAGUCCAGAUGUCAUUGACCACCUCAAGAGCAACGUUACAGCCCUGAAAGAGGUUCUGCUUUACCACGUGGUACCCGACGUGUGGUACAGCCCUGGGCUGGUGAAUGGGAAGCUGAAGACCCUGCAGGGACAGAACCUGACUAUUUCCAUCGACGACGGUGGUGUCCACGUCAACGAUGCCACUGUCACCUUGGCCGAUGCAGCCGUGCGCAACGGUGUAGUCCAUUCGAUCGACACGGUCCUCAUACCGAAGCUUCUGAGAAUCAACCGACCCUUUCGUGUAACAAUUGUAACCAUGGCAUAAUUUUGCUUUGUUGGGUCAUUCGGAUCCCAUUAUACGAAAUGGCUUUCCCCCAUGACAGGGUCUCAGACAAACUAAAUUUGCUUGUUUAGGUACAGCGGUGCACAAUAAGACAGGAAACAUACAGCCUUUGCCAACAGUUUACAGCCUACCUCAUACAUGUAUUUCUUCUGCGUGGUGCGGUUCCCAUGGCACUCAUGACAAUUUAGGCCACUGGAUGGUUGGUAAGAGAGUUUUUUCAUUCCUCAGGGUGUCGUAAUGUACGGCGUACUGCAGGAAGUACGUUAAACAGCCUGGUGAUCACAGGAAACAUAGGAAAUAUGCUUUUGAGGAAGAGUUUACCUAAAUUUGCAUUCGGGACGUCACAGUGACUCAACACACAUGUAAUUGUAAUGCAAAGCUAAGUCUUCAGUACAAAAGCCAGUUGGGGUGUGUUUGCAUGUCAAGUUUGAACUUGUGAGUAGUCACAGUUGCUUGAAAACUAAUUCAGUGAGCCUUUUCAUAAUGUUCACGUAGUCGGCGACAAAUGUAAUGCAAGAGAUAUAGGCCGGCGUGAAGGGCACACAUUCGUGGAGGUAGUAACGAAGGUGUGAGUAGCAGAUGCUGUUGUUCAUAUCUCUUGGCUACAAGUGAACAUUUUAACGCAACGCCUAUUGUGCGGAGCUUGGUUUUCAUGCAGUAUGGUGUAGGGGCAUUAUCACAUUUUGUUUGUUGAUGACUGUGCACCUGACAGAGACUUUUAAAGACAAGCCAAGCACAAGAUUUUAGACUGUGAGAUUGAUAAUAAUUAUGAGCAAUAUCAUUAUAGCAUAUAACUAGGGGUGUGCGAAUGUCAAAAUUUUCUAUUACGAAUCGAAUAUGAAUACUUAUCAUUGAAUAUCAGAUCAAAUUUCGAAUAAUGAUGUGCAAAUGCAUUUAUUAACAAGUUGGUUUAUUUUAAUAUCUUGGAACACUGCAAAUACAUUGUCAUUGGUAAAACAAUUAACCUAGUAAGUCGUUAUACUGGAAGAUUGUAUAUUUGGCUCAUGUUAAGUUUGGAAAAUUGAGUAAUCUCCACUAGUCUGUUCUCGCCAGCCUGUGCCUUACUAUACCGCAUCAAUUUCCCGUAAACUCGGAGCCAUUUGACCCGAUACCAGCCGUCACUCAUCGCAUUUGCUGUCAACCAAUAAGCUCAGGACUCGAGUGUGGAACCUGCACAAGGGUGCUGCUCCUUCGCUGUUCACAAACCCGUGCCUCUUGCUACUGAGACGCUGGCUUUCCUGCACAACUUGUGCGUCCAGUGGCUAAGCUUGUUUUGCAGGUGAAAUUCCGCCAGCAUGAAAUUAUCGCAAAAUUCAGCACAAAAUCAGUCACAUUUUCUUAUAUUAGAAAUAAACGCCAAGAACCACGUUUGAUCCCUCCCAGCUAGCAAGAUAUUCGAUUUGUUUUGAAUAUUCGUAUUCCAUCGAAUAUUCGAAAAUUUUCGCAUACCUAGUUUUCGAAUUGGAUACGAAUAAUUAAAAUAUGAUAGUCGAUAAUAUCCGAAAAUGUCUCAUAUUCGCACACACCUAUUUAAAACACUUUAACGUAGACCCCUUCACAAUAAUUAAUAUUGGUCACAUUAAUGGACAAUUUGCAUUUGAAAUACACUUCACAGUACUUGAAUAAAUGCAAAAUGACAUCUGCUAUAUCCAAAUGCACUUCACUCGCCAUUACAUUGCAUAUGCACUGACAUAUUUUGUUGGUUUUUCCUUUCUUCUUUUUUUUCUUGGUAAUGCAUUGGCAGGAGACAAUAAAACAUUGCUUUAUUUAGUACUAUAUGGAAUUUUAUAGACUGCAGACAGCCUGCAAACGAUUGCAGCAACGUCAAGUGUCACAUGGCUAUAUCUGUAAUAAUAUUUGGGGUUUUACGUGCCAAAACCACUUUCUGAUUAUGAGGCACGCCGUAGUGGAGGACUCCGGAAAUUUUGACCACCUGGGGUUCUUUAACGUGCACCUAAAUCUAAGCACACGGGUGUUUUCGCAUUUCGCCCCCAUCGAAAUGCGGCCGCCGUGGCCGGGAUUCGAUCCCGCGACCUCGUGCUCAGCAGCCCAACACCAUAGCCACUGAGCAACCACGGCGGGUUGGCUAUAUCUGUAACAGUGCAUUUAUAAUCGACCAUUCUUGAACAAAUCUGUGUUGUCGUGUGCUGUAAGUGAUUGCAUGUUCAAUGGAUAUUCAGUUAUGUUGCACAGUGAUCAUUUCUGCUUGUUAGAAAGGGAUUCAAUCAGCUUUCUUUAUCCGAAUUUGUUGUCAAAUUCUUCAACUGCUUGUAAUGGUUCUUUGGACUUGUUGGCAUUAAGCUUCUUUGUAUAUUGCGAGGAAUGUCUUUUUUUCUUGCAUACGCUCACCCUUCGCCAAGUCCUCGAGUAUGGUCAAACUUGUGGCAUUCGUAUGUUACAUUCAUGCAGACAUGCAACUGUCGCCCGAAACUAGAAGAGCAAACCAAAAGAUAUUGCAGUUGCUGCCCAGUGCAGGGGUAGCAUUGUAAUCAAUGAUGGUAACCAACUUCUGAUCGUUUCUCCACGUACAGUUGACCAUCACCCAAGUUAUUAUGUGCAAAGUAGCAUAUGUUUUCAUUCAAAUGAGCCAGAGGUUGUUUUGGUGACGUAUUCCAUCUGUGCUGUGCUAAUAUGAAAAUGUUGUGCCGCUUACUUCAGUUUUUUUGGGGGGAAAGCUACUCGUUGACCUGGACUUGUCCGAUAGUUCCAAUACACUGGCAAAGCCACACUUUUAUGCUUGAGUAAGGGUUCCAUACAAACCCCUAAGUAUUCUAAUGGUGGUCAGCCACCUGUUUAAUUUCUUACAAAACCUUCAUGCUUGCAGUCUUCACAUAGUUUCAGAAUCUUUUCAUGUAUACUUGUAUUUUUGUCUUUUGCAAUACAUGUAUUUGCAGAA
Dermacentor albipictus is the source of this 4136-nucleotide messenger RNA. RefSeq names its product transforming growth factor-beta-induced protein ig-h3-like. Gene Ontology annotation, cellular component: extracellular matrix. The record is from RefSeq and is a predicted model, not a curated record. Gene Ontology annotation, molecular function: cell adhesion molecule binding. Lineage: Eukaryota; Metazoa; Arthropoda; Arachnida; Ixodida; Ixodidae. Gene Ontology annotation, biological process: cell adhesion; extracellular matrix organization.